Molecule: messenger RNA, 639 nt
Organism: Cylicostephanus goldi
Lineage: Eukaryota; Metazoa; Nematoda; Chromadorea; Rhabditida; Strongylidae
Source: the annotation of a GenBank genome assembly
GAGACUAUAAUUAACGAUCACAUAAGUUUUACCGACAAUGGUGAACGUAUGAAAUAUGCUCAAGCCUAUCGGUACAAUUUCAAUCCGGCCAAGUCAUGCCCUACCUGCGAUCCGAAAAAGGAUACUGUAACCAUUCCUGAUAUCAGCUUCUUUGUUGGUAUGGAACAAAUCAACGAUUUUGUAGAGAAAAUGUUAGGUAACGAAGAGCUUGUUGGAUUCUGUCAGAUGGUCAUGGAAGAAGAGAAAUGUGCCGAGUUGGCGAAAUUGAUAGAAAGAGAGCUGGGAGUUUUUCUGUCACUUUUCAAGACGGGACCAUUCGUUACGGUGACAGUGGACGAGUUACUCUUCUCCGGUUAUGUUUCCCCUAUCGUUACCAGAUUAUUUGAUCGGGUCAUAGACAUCACUAACAAACUCAUUGGUACGGAAUUCAACCAUAUAGAUCCAGAAAACUUCACAGUCGCACUGAACACAGAAAAUGGGACCACUGACACAAUCUAUACCGUAGACACAGGAAAAGUUGAUUCAUCUCGUUCUGGCUAUAUACUCUCCUUUGCAAACAUGACCAAUGCUUCUUUACCGAGCCAAGGAAACAAACUUCCGUCUGAAUGGUGGGAAAUUUUUUACAGAAUCGAUCAAUAG